Molecule: messenger RNA, 1265 nt
Organism: Durio zibethinus
Lineage: Eukaryota; Viridiplantae; Streptophyta; Magnoliopsida; Malvales; Malvaceae
Product: putative serine/threonine-protein kinase WNK11
Biological process (GO): protein phosphorylation
Molecular function (GO): ATP binding; protein kinase activity
Source: RefSeq, a predicted model, not a curated record
UAACCCCCUCAGUCCUACCGCUCCAUCUCCUUCGCCUAGUGUUAUCCUCUCUAUUUCUCUGACUCCUGCUUCGUUCUCAGCUCACAGCUCUCAAUCAAACACAAUCUUUGCCCUCCUCUUUGUUCAAUUUUCCUCUCUUAUCGAGAUGCCCGCUGCUAGCCCCAAUAUGCCUGAUCGAGAGGUGGAAUCAUUUGUUGAGGUUGAUCCAACUGGACGCUUUGGGCGCUAUAAUGAUUUGCUUGGUGCUGGUGCGGUGAAGAAGGUUUACAGGGCAUUUGAUCAGGAGGAAGGUAUAGAGGUGGCCUGGAAUCAAGUGAAAUUGACCAACUUUAGUGAAGACCCUGUGUUGAUCAAUAGACUUCUGUCCGAGGUCAAGUUGCUGAGAACAUUGAAAAACAAGUAUAUCAUUGUAUGCUAUAGCGUUUGGAGGGAUCAAGAGCAUAACACGUUAAAUUUUAUCACCGAAGUCUGCACAUCGGGGAACUUGAGAAGUUACAGGAAGAAGCACCGCCAUGUGUCCAUUAAGGCCUUGAAGAAGUGGUCAAAGCAGGUACUUGAGGGAUUGGAAUAUCUCCAUACACAUGACCCUUGUAUUAUUCACAGAGAUCUCAAUUGCAGCAACAUCUUCAUCAAUGGGAACAUUGGCCAAGUGAAAAUUGGCGACCUGGGACUUGCAGCAAUAGUUGGGAGAAGCCAUGUUGCACAUUCCAUAAUAGGGACACCAGAAUAUAUGGCCCCAGAGCUGUACGAGGAAGAUUACACUGAGAUGGUUGACAUAUACUCUUUUGGAAUGUGCUUGCUUGAAAUGGUGACAAUGGAGAUACCUUAUAGUGAAUGUGAUAAUGUUGCCAAAAUCUACAAGAAGGUCACCUCCGGGAUUUCACCCCGGGCCUUGAACUCAGUUCCCAAUCCAGAAGUCAAGGCAUUCAUUGAGAAGUGCAUAGCCCAACCAAGGGCAAGACCUUCAGCUUCUGAACUUCUCAAGGAUCCCUUCUUUACUGACCUCAAAGAUGAUGAGACCGACUCAACUUCCAUUUGAUGGCUUUUCGAGUGAAUUUUCUGCCUCUGAAUAGACAGAAACAGUAAGCUAGUUAAACGAAAUCUUAUCAUAUGCCUUAUGCUAUCAGAGACUUUCUUUACCUAACUGAGAUUCAUAAAUCCUGAUGUACAUAUUGGUAGGUCGAAGUAAUGAUAAUAGAUCUUUCUGUAAUGCCAGUUGAUUUGCUGUUAUGGGUACUCAACUGCUAUAUAACUUCAGUUCCUCC